CGAUUCACACCAUCAUUUGAUGUUGUUCUCCCGGGCAUAAUAACCGUCUCUUGUUCACACCUUUUAUUACGCAUCAGUACACUUUGCUUCAAACCAUCUAGGCACUCUUAUUCAAUCCUUUGACACUCAGAACCAAGCCAUGCCCAUCGCAGAACUCUUUCUUGGUGCCUUUCUUCAGGUGCUGUUUGAUAGGUUGGCCUCUCACAAUCUGCUCAACUUUGCACGGCACGAGGGGAUUGAUACACGGUUGAAGAAAUGGGAAAAGAUGCUGAUCGAAAUCCACGAGGUGCUGGAUGAUGCAGAGGACAGGCAACUGAGCGGACAUCUCGGAGUGAAGUCAUGGCUUGAAGAUCUUAGGAACUUGGCCUAUGACAUCGAAGACUUACUUGAUGAGUUCGCCACAAAAUCCAUUGAAAGCAGGUUUAAGGCAGAAUCCGGCACUAAAAAGGUGAGUUCCCUUCUUCCGAGUUGUUGCUUCAGAUUGAGCCCAAGAGCGUUUAUGCUUGACCACAAAAUGAGAUCCAAUAUAGAAGAUAUGGAUGACAGAUUACGGGAUAUCAUAACUCGGAAAGAUAGUCUUAGCUUGAGAGAAAAUAAUGGGCAGCGAUCAGCACAUGGCCCACUGGAUAAGCCCCUACCCACUACACAUUUGCCCGAGCCUUGUUUCGUUAGUAGGGAGGUAGAAAAAAUGGAGAUCAUCAGAUUACUAAUCACAGAAGAACAUGAUAGAACGUAUGCAGAUAUAAAUGUGAUUCCCAUAGUAGGGAUGGGGGGUGUUGGAAAGACAGCUCUAGCCCAACAAGUCUACAAUGAUGCUAGAGUCACCAACUAUUUUGAGGUGAAAGCAUGGGUUUGUGUUUCUGAUGAGUUCGAUGUGCUUGCUGUUACAAAGAGAAUCUUUGAGGCAACCAAUGACCAUUCAUCUUGUGAAUGUAAGGACUUGAAUUGGCUUCAAGAUAAGCUCAAGGACAACCUUUUUGGGAAGAAGUUUCUUGUCGUGUUAGAUGAUGUUUGGAACGAGAAAUAUGGAAAGUGGACUACCCUCUUGAAGCCUCUUCAAUCGGGAGCAAAGGAAAGCAAGAUCAUCAUCACGACUCGUAACCUCCAUGUUGCUUCAAUAGCUGGUGCUCCCCCGAAAAUUCUUAAAGAGUUGUCACUAGAUGCUUCUAUGACUUUGUUCACAUUUCAUGCUCUAGGAGUCAGAAAUUUCGAUCGUCAUCCCGAUCUUCAUGAAUUAGGUCAGAAGAUAGUGGAAAAAUGCAAAGGAUUGCCAUUAGCCGUGAAGACAUUAGCUGGGAUAUUACGCACUGAAGUUAGUCCCCAUAAAUGGAGAACUAUAUUGAACACCAAAAUUUGGGACCUACCGGAAGAAAGAAAUGAGGUCCUUCCAGCUUUGAAACUUAGCUAUCUUAAUCUCCCUUCCAAGCUGAGAAGAUGUUUUGCUUACUGUGCUAUAUUUCCCAAGGAUUAUGAAAUCAAACGAGAUGAGUUGAUUCACUGGUGGAUUGCAGAGGGCUUGGUGAAGGCAAAAGAAGGAAAAAACUGUUGGAAUGAAGGUUUGGAUUAUUUCAAUGAGCUAGUAGCUAGAUCAUUAUUUCAAAAGUCAAGCAACAAUGGAUCACGAUUCUUGAUGCAUGAUCUUGUGAAUGACUUGGCAAAGCUAGUUGCGGGUGUAACCUAUUUUAGCUUAGGGGAGUUGGAGUUUGAGGGUGACCAAAACAAUUCAUCUUUAGCUCGUCACGCCUCAUUCAUUCCCAGCGAUCUUGUUGUGUCGGAAAGAUUGAAGAUAUAUCAUGGAAUGGAGGGACUUAGGAGCUUCAUAUCAUUAGAGAAGCAAUAUUGUACUUCCUUUGUGUCCCAGAAAGUGCUAUGUGACUUGUUGUCGGGAUUGAAGUACUUGAGGGUGCUUUCAUUAAGUCACUAUAACAUUAGAGAGGUACCAGAUUGCAUCGACAAACUAAUGCACCUAAGGCAUCUCAAUCUAUCGUACACUGAUAUUGAAAGGCUUCCAAAGUCAAUUGUCACAUUGUACAACCUAGAGGCUUUGAUGUUGCGUAGUUGUCAAUACCUUAUUGAAUUACCUAACAAUAUGGAGAAACUUGUCAAUUUAAGAUUUCUUGACAUCACCAACACUUGGAGCCUAAGAGCAAUGCCGUUGUAUAUAGGUAAUUUGGUUGGUCUUGAGAUGUUGUCUAAGUUUGUAGUGGGAACAGAAAAUGGGUCGAGGUUGAAGGAGUUAAAAAACCUAAAGAACCUUGGCGGGGAAUUGUGUAUCUUUAAUUUGCAUAAGGUUCGAGAAGCUGAAGAUGCCAAGGAUGCUAACUUACCCCAGAAGGAGGGAAUAUGCCGGUUGACCAUGCAAUGGAGUGAAGAUUUUGAAAAUUUCUGGAAUGAAGAGCUUGAAGCAAAGGUCCUCGACUUUCUUCACCCUCACCAAAACCUCAAAAGUCUCACAAUAUCCUACUACAAAGUGGCCUAG
Messenger RNA from Eucalyptus grandis, 2479 nucleotides. Its product is annotated as putative disease resistance RPP13-like protein 1. Gene Ontology annotation, molecular function: ADP binding. The transcript has a single exon. Lineage: Eukaryota; Viridiplantae; Streptophyta; Magnoliopsida; Myrtales; Myrtaceae. Bases 140 to 2479 code for a protein of 779 amino acids. Gene Ontology annotation, biological process: defense response to other organism. The record is from RefSeq and is a predicted model, not a curated record.